AACUAAACUCUGGUCACAGUGUAAUUGAAAUCGAACUGAUAAAGUAAUUAUUUUUCACUUGUGUUCGCACUGCAUUUCAUCUAAAAUAUAAAUUAAACAUUUUAAUAAGAUGGCCGGAGAUAAAGCAGUGUCCACCAUCAGCAAGCCCCAGCUGCGAGGCCUUCUGGCUUCAUCCAUCAGACGCAAUUUGAUUGUAGCUCUGUCCUUAUCUGCUGCGGCAGGGUUCGCCUUCAAACAGAUCGUUGGCAACGAGCGCAAGAGAAAAUAUGCCGAAUUCUACAGGACAUACGAUGCUGAGAAGGAGUUUGAAGAGAUGAGGAAGAAGGGUCUAUUCCAGUCGUGUUGAACACCAACGACUGUAGUGUAGUAUUAUUUUUAUUUUGCUGUGAAUAAUGUUAUCGGAUAUCUAUGUAAUAAAAAUCAAUAAAAUAUA
Molecule: messenger RNA, 433 nt
Organism: Achroia grisella
Lineage: Eukaryota; Metazoa; Arthropoda; Insecta; Lepidoptera; Pyralidae
Product: cytochrome c oxidase subunit 6C-like
Exons: 3
Coding region: 110-346 (78 amino acids)
Source: RefSeq, a predicted model, not a curated record